Messenger RNA from Pseudophryne corroboree (corroboree frog), 8400 nucleotides. It is a transcript of the gene PTK2B, whose product is annotated as protein tyrosine kinase 2 beta. NCBI's taxonomy places the organism in Eukaryota, Metazoa, Chordata, Amphibia, Anura, Myobatrachidae. Gene Ontology annotation, biological process: protein phosphorylation; signal complex assembly. The transcript is spliced from 31 exons. The record is from RefSeq and is a predicted model, not a curated record. Bases 313 to 3345 code for a protein of 1010 amino acids. Gene Ontology annotation, cellular component: focal adhesion; cytoskeleton. Gene Ontology annotation, molecular function: protein tyrosine kinase activity; ATP binding.
CAGGCUGGUUACAUGGUACUGCAGCUCUCACACAUUCCUCUUCUCAGGGCACAGAUAAGGAAGUGUUGAGUAACCAUCAGGGGUGUGUGCAGGCAGUGAGGGGGGGGGAGAGGAGACCUGACAGGCAGCCAUUCAGCAGCACAUUGCAGAGGAGGAGCUGGAGCUGCUGCUCACCUGCCUGCUGCUACCACAUUCCAGCACCGCCACAGCGGCACAGAGAACACAGCACUGAGCGCAGGACAUCCCCCCCAGCCAGAGACACAGAUAAUAAGUGAUGUCCAGUUCUUAGCCGGCGCUCCUUUCCGUGCCAGGAUGUCGCUGGACGCUCUCAGCCGCUCCAGGGGAGGCACGUUUAUGAGGUCAGAUGGACGCGCCGAGUCGCCACCUGAUAUGGAGAUCAGUAAGGAAGAGAUGCGGAUACUCAAAGUGUGUUUCCAUAGCAACAGUUCCAACCUGAUGAAGAACUUUAAGCUGGUGAAGUGCAGCAUAUUCACCGAGAUACGGGAAAUUAUCACCUCAAUUCUCAUGAGUGGCCGCAUCGGCCCGGACAUCCAGCACGUGGAGAGUUAUGGCCUGCGCCUGAAGCACCUGAAGUCCGAUGAGAUCCACUGGCUGCAUCCAGAAAUGUCUGUGGGGGAGGUGCAGGAGAAGUACGAGUGUCUCCACCUAGAGGCAGAGUGGCGAUACGACCUUCGGAUCCGCUACCUGCCAGAUAACUACAUGGAAAGCUUCAAGAAGGAUAAAACAACGUUACUUUACUUUUACCAACAGCUGAGGAAUGAUUACAUGCAGCAAUAUGCCACCAAGGUCAGCGAGGGCAUGGCUCUACAGCUCGGCUGCCUGGAGCUCAGGCGGUUCUACAAAGACAUGCCCCAGAACGCCUUGGAGAAAAGAUCCAACUUUGAUUUCUUAGAGAAAGAAGUGGGUCUGGACCUGUUCUUCCCUAAACAGAUGCAGGAGAGUCUGAAGCCCAAGCAGUUCCGGAAGAUGAUCCAGCAGACGUUUCAGCAGUACGGGUCCCUGAAGGAGGAAGAGUGUAUCAUGCGGUUCCUGGGCACCUUGUCCAGCUUCACCUCCAUCGACCAGGAGACCUACAGAUGUGAGCUGGCGCAAGGUUGGAGCAUCACGGUGGACGUGGUCAUUAGCCCCAAAGGAAUCCGACAGCUGACAGCAAAAGACUCCAAGCCCACGUGUUUUGCAGAAUUUAAACAGAUUAAAUCCAUCAAGUGCUCGCUACUGGAUGACGGGCGGGCACUGCUGCUGCUGGGUGUAUCCGGAGCCCCCCAGCCAUUAGCUAUCAAAACCUCUUCACUGGCGGUGGCUGAAAACAUGGCUGACCUCAUUGACGGAUACUGCCGGUUACAUAAUGAAUUCAAAGAGUCUGUGAUUGUCUAUCCCGGGAAAGAAAGCGAGAAGCGGAUCAGCCUGCCAAGAAUCCCUACUCAGGAUGUUCCAGAGAGGAGAUCCCGGCUGGAAGAGGGGGGCAGUUUUGAGUCUGACAUAUACGCCGAGAUACCUGACGAUUCAGAACAGAAGUCUGCAGGACUGCGCUAUACCAUGAGCCGAGAUGACGUUAUCCUGGGCAGGAUCCUGGGUGAAGGAUUCUUUGGAGAAGUGUAUGACGGGGUGUAUAAAACGCAGAAAGGCGAGCGGGUGAACGUCGCCGUGAAGACGUGUAAGAAGGACUGCGCUCUGGAUGUCAAGGAAAAGUUCAUGAGUGAAGCCUAUCUGAUGAGGAAUCUGGACCACCCGCACAUUGUGAAGCUGAUCGGAAUUAUAGAGGACGACCCCAUCUGGAUAGUGAUGGAGCUGUACCCAUAUGGGGAGCUCGGCAACUACCUGGAGAAGCACAAGAGCACCCUGCAGGUCCUCACCAUGAUUCUCUACUCACUACAGAUCUGCAAGGCGCUCGCCUACCUGGAAGGAAUAAGCUGCGUCCACAGGGACAUCGCCGCCAGGAAUAUCCUGGUGGCCUCUCACGAGUGCGUAAAAUUAGGAGACUUUGGCCUCUCAAGGUACUUAGAAGAGGAGGAAUACUACAAAGCCUCUGUAACUCGUCUCCCAAUCAAGUGGAUGGCACCAGAAUCUAUCAACUUCCGUCGCUUUACAUCGGCCAGCGAUGUCUGGAUGUUCGGGGUCUGUAUGUGGGAAAUACUCUCAUUUGGCAAACAGCCGUUCUUCUGGCUGGAAAACAAAGACGUGAUCAGCGUCAUUGAGAAAGGAGAUCGUCUUCCGAAGCCGGAGACCUGCCCGCCGACUCUCUACACACUAAUGACCAGAUGCUGGACCUAUGACCCCUCGGAGAGACCCAAAUUUACCGAGCUUGUCUGCAGCUUGAGUGACAUCUAUCAGACGGAGAAAGAGAUAGUAAAGGAUAAAGAGAAGAAUAAUCGGCAACGCCCCCCAAAAAUCAUUGAGCCACUAGAGCCCCCACCCAAGCCGAGUCGUCCGAAGUACAAGGCCUAUGCUCCGGGAAACCUUCUGGCGCCUCUACAGUUCCAGGUGCCCCAAAGUCUGUGCGCCAGCUCGCCCACACUCUGUAGCCCAACAGAGUACCAAUCUCCGAUCGACUCCACGCACAGCCCUCCGCUCCUGCGUCACAAUGUCUUCAAGCGUCGCAGUAUGCGGGAAGAAGAUUUUGUGAAGCCCAACAGCAAGGAGGAAGCUCGGAAACUGUGGGAGAAGGAGCGGGCCAAGAUGUUACAGGUCAUGAACCACCAGCAGCAGCAGAUGUUGGAGGACAACAAGUGGCUGAAGCAGGAGGAGAGGUCCCUCGUCAAUACACUCAAGGAUUCAAAGCACCAAGUAGAUGACAAUCCCAUAGAAUUGGUAGUUCCAGAAAAAGAAAUUGCAUAUACUGAAUUCACCGUGCCCCCCCAGAAACCUCCCAGGCUCGGAGCACAGUCCAUCCAGACAGCUCCGACGGCCAACAUCGAUCGCACGGAUGACAACGUCUAUCAGGGGGUGAUGGAGCUGGUGAAAUCUGUGCUGCAACUAAAGAACGACAUCUACCAGCUGCCGCCGGAGGGAUAUGUCAAUGUGGUGAAGAAUGUUGGGCUGAUGCUCCGGAAGCUCAUCGGGAGUGUGGACGACAUUCUGCCCUCUCUACCACCAUCUUCCCGUACAGAGAUUGAAGGAACACAGAAGCUACUGAGCAAAGACCUGGCGGAGCUGAUCAGUAAGAUGCGAAUGGCACAACAGAACGCUGUGACAUCACUCAGUGAGGAGUGUAAGAAGCAGAUGCUGACCGCCUCGCACACUUUGGCGGUGGAUGCCAAAAACCUACUGGACUCCGUGGACCAAGCGCGAGUGAGGGGCAAUAUCGCAAAGGUGGCCUCCGAGUGACGUAAGCGCCCGGCUUGUGCUAGGUCAGGAGUAUUUCCCAAGUGUCUCAGUACGAGGUACUACGGCGGACUGGCGCUGCUGCUAGAUGUGAACACAAACUGAACUAAUGGACGGGACCAAGAUUCCAGCCUUCAUUGAACAUUAACCCGGAGAACAUGUAAAAGGAAAAACAAUGUUACUUUUUAAUGGGCGACGAUUUAGAGUUUGCAGAGAAGUAUUUAUUUUUUAGACAAGUCUUAAAGUAUCUUUUCCUGAACUGUGGACAAUUUUCGUAAAAUUUAUGAGGUUCUCAAGAGAAAACGUGGACUUUAUCCAUUCCAAUACCUGGACGAUUUGUUUCAGAGCUUUACAGCCAAUGGAAUAUAAACCGUUUGCCUGUAUGAUAGAUAACAUUUCCUGCUGACAGCCAGACGUUGAGACGUAUUGCUGAAAGGCACGACAAGCUUACAUCAGCCAGAACUGUAUAUAUCCUCGGAGAUUGAUGGAGAGAUGAAUCGUUCACAUUUAACAUCUAAUUUUUUUGUUGCAAAACGCAGUAAUUUAUAUAUAUAUGGGGACGCCGCACUUUCGGCCUCACAGUAUGGUGAAUGUAACGUACAGAGUUUACUUGCAGCAAAAACCUUUUUUUUUAUUUCUUUGUUUUACAAUUUAUCCCAGAGGCUGUUGUUGUGCGUUUUACGUUUGAUAUUGUUUUGCAAUUUAACUGGAAAGUCAGGCGACGCGUUUCACAUGCCUGCAGAUGAACUUUCAUGUAUUUCAUAGUCCGGAAGCUGACUCGUAACUCAGGUAUUUGAGGUGUAAGAUAAAUGUAUACACCAGAUUGUUGAGUUCUUUUUUGGGGGAUUCUAUUUGAAAAUGUAUUUGACGUUACUGCGUUAUUAUUUCACGAGGCGGGCUGUUGUUUUUCAUGAUAGGAAAAUGUGCAGAUUUUGUUUUUUGUUUUGCUGGUCUGGCAAGCCUUCCAUCAAAUUGCCUUUGAAGCAUAAUUCUUUACAUCUAGUGUUGCUGUCACUGAUUAUGAAGAGAUGUGAUGUACUGGUCUGUAAUUACAAGGCUCACACCUUGACCUGUAUUUUUUCGUCCCACACGGGAAGACAUAAUGUCAAUCUGUAAAUAGUGUAGGUUAUUUUUAUGAGAUUUACAUGAAUCCAUGUGGUUCUGUAACAGUAAGAGACAUAGGGGGGUAUGCAAUUAGCUUUUUGCUAUUUUUAGGGCAAAUGGGGAUUUGCCCUAUGCAAUAGCAGGGCCGUUUUUUUUGCCUAGGCGAAAAAUGCGGCAGGGGCGGAGAACAUGUGGAUCGGCGACAAAUCCAUGUGUUUUCCGUCGAAACGCGGGCCAUUUUCGCAGAUUUUGUGGCAUUUUUCGCCAAUGCCUUUUCACUUACAAAAUAAAAAGGUGAAAAGGCAUUGGCGAAAAUGCCUUCAAAACGGAUGACAACGGCCCUUAAUUGAAUACUUAAGGGGGGGUAAAUUCAUUAGCUCCGGCACGAUCUGAGCUAAUUGCAUACCCCCCAUAGUACCCUAUGACUGAUGACAGCACUCCUUCUUUAUACCCCUUCCUUAAUAAUGCCUCCUUGUUUACCAGCACAUGAACCUGCACUAAAAUGUAUUCAUUCCGUUAUAAUCACCCUUGUUAUAACGACAUAUGUAAGCCACAUUGAAAGCUGCUGUUAUACAGAUGUGCCCUCAUACACUUUUCAGUUAUAUUCUCUAUCUUAGCUAAUAUAAAGGGGUCACUCCAUUUUAGGGGCGUGGCUGACCUAGGCAACAGUACUUUGUACACCCUCCCUUCCCUCGUUGGCCCUGUCAGGUUACUGUGGUAGUUAUGCAUUCAGAGCCUGAGUGAUUCAGUCUUCCCUGCUGGUAUUAAUAUCCCUUGUUAAUUUAUAUUUACAUUUAAACGACCGAUAAGGGGUGUUUAUUUGUUGUCAUUAUUAACUGAUAGGUCUCUGAGCCUGCCUGAUUGAAUCCAUAGAGCAAAACCAUUAUUACAAGACGAUAAAAAGAGAGGGAUGCAUUAAUGGACCAAUACCGUAAAUCCAUGUUAUCUCAGAGGGGGUCAUUCCAAGUUGAUCGCUCGCUAGCAGUUUUUAGCAGCCGUGCAAACGCAUUGUCGCCGCCCACUGGGGAGUGUAUUUUCUCUUUGCAGAAGUGUGAACGCUUGUGCAGCAGUGUGCCUGCAAAAUCUUUUUGUGCAAAACAAGACCAGCCCUGUAGUUACUCUUCGUUUGUGUUGAUUCUAACGACGGAGGGACGGCUUUUGACGUCACACACCCGCCCAGCGAACGCCCAGCCACUCCUGCGUUUUUUCUACCACGCCUGCAUUUUUCUAAGCACUUCCUGAAAACAGUCAGUUGACACCCAGAAACGCCCACUUCAUGUCAAUCUUCCUGCGUUCAGCCGUGCGACAGGAAUGUUCGUUAGACUCUGUGCAAACCCACGAUGCUCAAUGUACCCGUACGACGUGUCUGCGCAUUGUGGUGCAUAUGCAUUUUAGCCUGAUCGCUGCGCUGCAAACAACGGCAGCUAGCGAUCAACUCGGAAUGACCCCACAGGGAAACCACCAGUAGGCCCCACUGCCUGAGGGCCCACUCCUUCCUCUGGGGAUCAGGUUCCAGACUGUGCACUUGUAUUAUACAUGGUAGAUAUGUUGCAUUACACUGCACUAAACUAUUGUGUAUUUCAAGCCCCUGUGGAGGCUGGCCACACCCCCUUUGUAGGCUGGCCACACCCCUAAGUAUGGGCCCCUAUUACUGCAUCCCCCUGGUGGGUCCUUCAUUCCCCAGUCCGACACUGCUCAGUAAUCAGCUUCAGCCAAGGGAAUCAGCAGAGCGACACCCUCAUGGCGGAGGCGAGCGCUGGUGUAGUCACGUCUCCAGCACGCGCAAUGACAGACGCACUAGGGACAAGUGAAAGCUGCUGGACGGAGGUUUCUACACCAGAGCUGGCCUCGUCAGUGUGUUUUAUUGUAAGCUCACUGUACUAUAUAACUGUUCUUAGGUCACGGACUGAAUGAUAGGGCAUACAUACAUGUGUUACACCUGCAUAAAGCCAUGUCUGUUCAUUUACAGCAAGGAGUUCCCAGUCAUUUUCUUUACUAAUAAGAGCGUCGCCCUUUUAUAUUUCAGGCUUAUACGCACCGGGAAGCGUAAGUAAGACCCAAGGGGUUCUAUGUACUAAGCCUUGGAGAGAGAUUAAGUGGACGGAGAUAAAGUACCAACCAACCAGCUCCUGACUGUCAUUUUUCAAACACAGCCUGUAACAUGGCAGGUAGGAGCUGAUUGGCUGGUACUUUAUCUCUCUCCACUUUAUCACUUUUCAAGACUUAGUGGUCUAUUCACGAAGCAGUGAAAAGUGUGGAGAAGUGAGCCUGUGGGGAAGUUGCCCAUGGCAACCAAUCAGCUGCUCCGUACCAUUGUAUAGUUUGCAAAUUAUAACUGUUACUUCAGUGCUGAUUGGUUGCCAUGGACAACUUCUCCACUGGCUCACUCCUCCACUCUUUUCACUGCUUCAUGAAUAGACCCCUCAGUUCAUCUCCCCCUAAGACUGUUCCUGUCACAGAAACGUGAGCUGUGAAAGAGUUUCCUUAGUACCAGGGGCAGCACCUGUGAAUACUGUACAAUACACAUUACAGUCUAGACCAGCGGUUCCCAAACUGUUGGACACCACGGCGCCCUAGAGUUUCAGUAUUUUUUGUUUUUAACGGCACCCCUAGGCCAAAGGUAUCUUUUUGAGAUAAUGAGUAAAUAUUAUUAAAUGAGGUAAAUUGUGCUUACCUGGCAUCCUUGGGGUCUGUUAUGCCGCUGCGCAUCUGUUUGUCUACAUAUUUCAUCAUUGGCAGCACAUUGGCCAUAAGUCAUGACAGCGAUUGACAGUCUGAUUCCCUUUAGGGGUGGGGAGGGGGUAACAGUUUUCGUUUCUCCAAACAAUGGCAUGUGGCUACCGUUUAGAGGGGUGGGGGGCGGUGGGAAGAGGCCAGUAAUCUCCAUGGUUGCACAGAGAUUUCCUGGCCUCUGCAACAUGCGACUUGCACAGCACCAUGGGUGCUUCAAGCCGCCCGGUGGCGUCUCAGUGAUCCGAUGCUCCUGCUGCACCACCAUACGGCGCUAUCACUGCUUCUUCCAAGGAACCCCCACAAAUGGGUAACCAUGUCAUUUAGGGGGAGUCCACAUGACAUAAUUGGGAAGGGGAUUCAAAUGUCGGCGACUUGUCCGCCCACCCGAAUUCCUGCAACACCCACCACACUUUAUGCCGGCGUGAUCUCGCUCAAAAGUGUACACUUACCCCAUAGGGCAGGGCCAGAUUAAGGGUCACAUGGGCCUGGAGCUGAAAAUAUUCAUGGGCCUAUUGUGAGAAAUGGGGGGAGGUGUGAUCAGUGCUGUGUGGGUGUGGCCAAAUCCAUGUGGGCGUGUACAUCCCCUACACUAUCAAUUCCAAUGUCUUCCUAAAUAUGUAUAAAUAUAUAAAAUUGCAUAAUUGUGUGAGGAAAAUAGAAAUGCAAACAUAAUAGUUAUGAUUUAUGGCCGACCAUGUGGCCAGCUGGUGGCUAGUUCUGAUGAUGGGCCUAUUUUUAUGUGAGGGCCUGGAGCUGGAGCUCCAUCUACCACCCCACUGUUAAUCUGGCCCUGCCAUAGGGUAGGGAGCGCUUUUGAGCGAACGGCAUGCGAAUCAGGCCAGGUCAGGGGUGCGAAUCAGGUUGAAGUUCCCUGCGUUUAAACACUGCGUCAACUGCAAUUCACGCCCUGCGUCAACGUUGGUCAUACCCAUUCAUAUAUGGCGAAGAGGUUGCCAGGAUCUACCAGAAAUGAUGCACUUUUGCAGUUAUGCCAUAAUCUGGUUUUGUUUUUGUUUUUUUAACUCCAUCCAGAAAUGAGUGAUUGCAGAUCAGCAUUAUUAGGGGUAUAUACUGUAGGCUACAAAUAUCACUGUAUUCCAUGCACAGAUGCCGGAAUAUAUUCUGCUUUCCUCACCUUGUUUUACUAAGCCUUCAAGCUGUAAUAUAAUGUAAAUACGAUUCCUUGUGACUUGUACUUUCAAUAAAUGAAGUUUGCCGUAA